AUGCCUGCUGUUUAAAAGUACAGGAGCAGGGAUGGUUUAAAAACUGGCAACUCUAAGCGUAGCAAGGGCUAAGAGUAACAACGGUACAUUUAUAUGUCAGUCUUUCAGUGCACAAGGUGCUUCACACGCACAUUAUCUCAAUAAUCCUUGCAACUGGGGAGAGCCCCUUUUCACUCUGGGCCUGCUUGGAGGCUUGAGCGCUUGCCCUCCCACUCCUUUUGAUGUCAAAGUCAGGUUUUCCACCUUAUUUCCGCUUCAUACAUGAACGAGAGAAGGUCAUGAUUAAACAAAUGCGACCACCAAGAGUGUCCGCAGAAAAAAAAUUUGGGGAGUGGGGAGAUCUAUGAAUCGUCAUAAUCCAUCAAAGUGCAGGAACUGCAGCCGGAAAUAAAAAUGGAGGAGCAGGACCCCACAGGAUCGGAAUCCCGGGGGAGGCUGGAGGCAAGCGAAAGAGAGCCUCACAUGGUCCAAGUCGGGACCAUCAAGGCAUUUCUGACUGGAGAAGGCCCACUGCAAGUUAAGCAGGAGCCAGAGGAAGGGCUGCAGCAGCGCUGGGAAAACCAGUGGCAGGAGUUCCUGAAGACAGUGGAAUCCCCUUGCUCAGGGUGGAGGCACCUCAAGUUACCUGAGCCCAUCUCCGAGGAGGAGACCAAGGAAUUCCAGGCCUCCUUCAAGGAAAUAGAUGGUGCCAGUCAGUGGCCUAGAGGAGAAUGGGCAAUUCCAAUGGUACCGGGCCUCCGGGGAGCCCAAAAACCCGACAGAGGUCUGGAUUCUUCAGCAAAAAGGAAGGAUGAGAUGGCGAGCGAGGACGCCGUGGAUUUAGAGACGCGACGCCAACGCUUCAGGCACUUUUGUUACCAAGAGGCCGAGGGGCCCGGGGAUGUUUGCAAGCAGCUCUGGAAACUUUGCCACCAGUGGCUGAAGCCAGAGAGACGCUCCAAGGACCAGAUCCUGGAGGUGUUGAUCUUGGAGCAGUUCCUGGCCGUCCUGCCUUGGGAAAUGCAAAGCUGGGUCAGCAAACGGAGCCCGGAGACCUGCAGCCAGGCGGUGGCCCUGGCGGAGGCCUUCCUCCUGAAGCUGCAAGAUUCUGAGGGGUGGGGAGGAACGGAGCCAGGGCUGUCAGUAGGGUCAUUGGUGAGUACCCCAAAUUCAGAGCAGGACCCUUCAGACCCCAUGAAGAUGCCGCUGUCUGUGGAAGCCAAGCAGGAGGAUGGCAGAGACGCUCUUUUCUUUGAAGGUGAUGGGCAAAUGCAGGAGAAUGAAGAGGAGACGUUCCAGCUGGAAAGACCUGAGCAAGUGGAUAUCUGCAGAAUAUCCUUGGAAAGAGCCAAAGGGGGAUUCUUCCAGGGCCUUGAGAUGGGGCUGAUACAAGGAAGCCCCGAGACACCAGGAGGCCAUUGGGAAAACCAUCCAGGGAAGGCAGCCAAACAGGCUUUUCUUUACGAUGAAGGGGGCACUGGGUUACAUGACGGUAGUUUUCAGGAGGGAAUAAUCAAGUUUAAGAUAAAGAAAGAACAGACUGACAGUGGGAGCUUUGAACUCCUCAACAGCCAGGCCAUGCAAAUGGCCGAGAAGCCAUAUAAAUGCUUAUAUUGUGGGAAGACCUCAAACUGCAAGGCGAAUCUUGUUGUGCAUGAGAGAACUCACACGGGAGAGAGACCGUACACAUGCUUGGACUGUGGCAAGAGUUUCAACCGGAAAUCAACUCUUGUGAGGCACAAGAGGAUGCACACGGGGGAGAAACCCUACAAGUGCGCUGAGUGUGGGAGGUGCUUCAGCAUCCGGUGCAACCUUAUUAAUCAUGAGAGAAUCCACACAGGGGAAAAGCCAUACAGCUGCUCCGACUGUGGGCAGAACUUCAGUCGGAGGCUGCAGCUUGUCAUACACAGGAGGACCCACACGGGGGAGACUCCAUAUAGGUGCGCCCAGUGUGGAAAAUGCUUCACCCGGCGCUCUUCCCUCUUGACACAUGAGAGAAUCCACACAGGAGAGAAACCAAACACAUGCACGGAUUGUGGGAAAAGCUUUAUUCAGAAAGGAUACCUUCUUAUACAUAGGCGAAUCCACACAGGAGAGAGACCCUAUAAAUGCUCAUUGUGUGAGCAGAGAUUUCUUAAUCGGAGCGAUCUGCGUAGACAUGAGAAAAUCCACAUAGGGGUGAAUCCCACUGAGUGUUAGGCUUAUCAGAGAGACUGUGGCAUCGAUACUGACUAUUCUUUACCUGCCAAAAGGCAGUAAAGUUUCCUAAAGAUAAAAAUGUAGAAUUUAAUUUUUUAAGAAUGUCCUGUUUUUAAAAAAAUCACAGAACGGUAAGAUAAGAGCAAAGAACAAAGGUUUGAUAUUGAAGAUAGUUGGUGAACCAAACCUGAAGCUUUGAAGGCUUCUUAGUUUAGGGAAAAAACGAGACAUGAUAAAAGGGGGGAACCUUUUUCACCCCAUUGUCUGCAUUCCAUUGUGGGCAAUCUUCCAAGGGCAGCAUACCAGUGGUGGGCGGUGCCAGAAGCAAAAGUGAGUGGGGCAGUGGAUGUAACUCUUACCUUUACGCAGGAGGCCAUAUUCCAGCCAUGCAAAAGUUGGACACCCCAUCCCCUCUCUCCUUCCUCCAGCCAGGCUGACAACAGGCAGAAUUGUAGUUGAAGGACACAUUGCAGCCAGGCAGAAGCACUUAAAGGUGCAGAGCAGUGCAAGCGAAGGGUACCAGCUAGGAGGCUGCCUGACCUAGGGAGGGUCCUGACGUCCAAAGAAAGUGGCCUGGAGGACUGCAUUUGGCCCCCGGGCCUAAAGUGCCCUACCCGUGGUUUAUGAAAUGAUACGUGGUGUGGAGAAAGUAGACAGGGUGACGUUCUUCUGCCUUUCUCACACCACCAGAACUUUGGGAGGGCAGGGGGCAUGUCACCUGACAAGAUGGUUGAGCUGUAGAUUCUGGAUACAUAAAAGAAUUUCUUCACACAGUGCGUGUUAACUUGUGGAACUCGGUAGUGGUGGCCACAAGCCGAGACAGCUUUGAAAGGGGUUUAGAGACAGAGAAGAAGAGAAGUUUAUGAAUGGCUAUGAGUUACAGAGUAGCGAUGGAGAAUCUGUGACCCUCCAGAUGUUGCUGGACUCCCAAUUGCCGUCAGCCCCAGCCAGUACACCCAAUGGUCAGGGAUUGUAGUUGUAGUCUGCAGGUCCACAGGUUUUCCAUCCCUGUGACAGAGUCAUAGACUCUCAAAUUUGGAAGAGACCGUAAAGGUAAUCUAGUCCAACCCCCUGCCAGUGAUGGCUAAAUGGAGCAUCCAUGUUCAGAGGCGGUAUGCCUUUGAAUAAGAGUUGUUAGCAAGUGGGGCAAGCAACAGAAGGAAAGCUGUUGUCUUCUUGCCUUGCUUGGGGGCUUCCUAGGAUUGCGGGCCAGCCACACUGUUGGAAUUGGGAAUCUAGAGUAGAUGGAAGGUCCAAUCCAGCAGGGCUCUUAUGUUAUCCUGAUGCUUUUCAAGCCUAAAGUCCUCUUCUUCAGUGGAUAUGGGGAACUUAUGGCCCUUCAGAUUUUUUGAACUACAACUCAGCUUUGACCAUUGGACAUGCUGGCUGGGGCUGAUGGGAGCUGGAGCCCAACAACAUCCAGAGGGCCACAGGUUUCCCUCACCCCUGGAAUAUGCAAAAAUACCCAUGUCUGUAGUAUUAACUCGGCCUUACUGUCUGAAGUCACAUCCUAAUGAAUACCAAUCACAGCAGGAAUUUUAACCGGCCUUCAAGAAAUUGUAUCAACCCAAUACUGAAUCUGACAUUUAUAGCAGAUUGUAACACAGUUUUAGGCUUUUGAGGCAAGUAAGAAGGGGAAGUAAUAAUAUUUGUUCUGCACUUCCUAUGUAGUUCUCUUUUGCUUCUACGGCAGGGGUGGAAAACCUGUGGGCCCUCCAGAUGUUGAUGGUCUUGUAAGAAAUUUCAAGAAAAUAAAACUAAAAUAAAGUUUUUUU
Messenger RNA from Rhineura floridana, 3953 nucleotides. Its product is annotated as zinc finger and SCAN domain-containing protein 31-like. Gene Ontology annotation, molecular function: DNA-binding transcription factor activity; RNA polymerase II cis-regulatory region sequence-specific DNA binding. The transcript has 4 exons. NCBI's taxonomy places the organism in Eukaryota, Metazoa, Chordata, Lepidosauria, Squamata, Rhineuridae. The coding region runs from base 394 to 2178 and encodes 594 amino acids. Gene Ontology annotation, biological process: regulation of transcription by RNA polymerase II. The record is from RefSeq and is a predicted model, not a curated record.